Molecule: messenger RNA, 231 nt
Organism: Mercenaria mercenaria
Lineage: Eukaryota; Metazoa; Mollusca; Bivalvia; Venerida; Veneridae
Exons: 3
Coding region: 1-231 (76 amino acids)
Source: RefSeq, a predicted model, not a curated record
AUGAAACUUGGUCAGAAUGUUAAUCUUUUGAUCUUUAGUUCGUAUCUGGGUCCACUAAAUAAAAUUAAAGGAAAAUAUAUGGUGAAGUCUCAAAGCGGAAAAGAAACGUGGACCUAUCCUAACAACUUCAAAGGAGAACAUGUGUCAGAGUCAAUUGGUGGCUUGAUUUUUGAAGGAGAGAUUUUUUCUAUAUUUACUGGUGGCGUACAUUUCAUUGUACAUAAUUGUUGA